This is a messenger RNA of Sclerotinia sclerotiorum 1980 UF-70, 819 nucleotides long. RefSeq lists its product as hypothetical. The transcript is spliced from 3 exons. The coding region runs from base 1 to 819 and encodes 272 amino acids. Gene Ontology annotation, cellular component: endosome; retromer complex. Gene Ontology annotation, biological process: intracellular protein transport; retrograde transport, endosome to Golgi. Lineage: Eukaryota; Fungi; Ascomycota; Leotiomycetes; Helotiales; Sclerotiniaceae. The record is from RefSeq and is a predicted model, not a curated record.
AUGUCUCCACCAGCUCCAUCUCCAUCUCCAUCUCCAACCCCAUUCCCAUCCCUCAAGAGCUCACAGCUUGCUCCCCAAACCACGAAAUACAGUCCAAUUGUAACUCCCAAUUCCGAGCUACUCACCGGCGCCGUCGAAUAUCCCACCCGAAAAUCCAGUCUUGCAAAUUUACCCGCCGACAAGAAACCCACCACCAUGACCUCCAGACUCGUUCUCGUAAUUGGCGAUCUCCAUAUCCCAGAUCGAGCAAUUGACGUCCCUCAGAAGUUUAAGAAGCUUCUCACACCAGGCAAAAUCGGUCAAACCCUCUGCCUCGGAAACCUCACCGAUCGCCAAACAUACGACUAUCUCCGCUCCAUCACCCCGGAUCUCAAGAUCGUCCGAGGCCGCUACGAUACUGACGCUACGUCUCUUCCGCUCUCUCAAGUAGUCACCCAUGGGUCUCUCCGCAUUGGAUUUGUCGAAGGAUUUACAAUCGUUGCGCCUAAUGAGGUAGACUUGUUGGUUGCUGAGGCGAAUAAGUUGGAUGUAGAUGUGCUCUGCUGGGGAGGAACUCACAAGUUUGAUGCGUUUGAGCUUGACAAUAAGUUUUUUAUUAACCCGGGGAGUGCGACUGGAGCGAUGACAACGGGAUGGAUGGAGCCUGGUGAGGAAAUCGUACCAAGCUUUUGCUUAAUGGAUGUCCAAGGACUAGGUCUCACCCUUUACGUCUACCAAUUGCGAACCAGCGAGAAAGGCGAGGAAAGCGUCUCAGUUGAGAAGAUCUCCUACACGAAAGCCAUUCCCUCCACCCAAGCGACUGCUUCCAGCUCCACCUAA